Petromyzon marinus (sea lamprey) is the source of this 5577-nucleotide messenger RNA. NCBI's taxonomy places the organism in Eukaryota, Metazoa, Chordata, Hyperoartia, Petromyzontiformes, Petromyzontidae. The record is from RefSeq and is a predicted model, not a curated record.
CCCACCACCUCCACGCCACUCCUCCACCACUCCUCCCUGCUAACUUGAGACCAACCCCGGAUGUGUUUAUUGCUUCCAUUCCCAACAUCAUCAGCGGCAUCAUCAACAUCAUCAUAAACGGCAUCAACAACAUCAUCAGCGGCUGACAACCGAAUUGGUGGUCGUGCCGCGUCUUCAUGCGUGAGCCGGAAGCCACCGGCACCCCACGUGGACGUCGCCGCUGAUCACCACCACCGCUACCAGGCGCGCUGAGACAACGCCGCUCACCUGCGUCUCUCCCUCUCUUAGCUGGCUGGCGUCACCGCCACCACCGCUACCACCACCAUCAACCACCGCUACCAUCAUCACAUCACCGCCACCACCACCAUCAACCACCGCUACCAUCACACCACCGCCACCACCACCAUCAACCACCGCUACCAUCAUCACACCACCGCUACCGCCACCAUUAACCACCGCUACCAUCAUCAACCACCGCCACCACCGCCGUCGCCACCAGCAUCAAGCAGCGCCAGCAUCGCCAGCGCCAUUUCCUCGUCGUGCAAGUGGCGAGGAUCUUCACCCUCCAACCCGGGGACUGCGCGGGCACGAAUCGCCUGCCGCUGAUGCCCCAAGUGUCUGCCGAGACAUGCAGGCGUCGGAAACCUGUCGAAGCGUCCUGUCCAGCAUCUCCAGCCGGUUCUCCGGGGACCACCGCGCGACUUCUGUCGAACCUCGGCUCGACCACCACGAGCACCACCACCACCACCACCAGCACCGCAAGGUCGUGCCGCGGAAUGGAACGCUCGACGCCGAGUGGGAGAGGCUCACGAAGCGCUUGCCGGGGAAUGAGAUCCGCACCACCAAGUACACGCUGCUCAGCUUCCUGCCCAAGAACCUGUUUGAGCAGUUCCACAGGUUCGCCAACGUCUACUUCCUCUUCCUGGUGGUUCUCAACUGGGUGCCGCUGGUGGAGGCGUUCCAAAAGGAGAUCACCAUGAUCCCCCUAGUGGUGGUGCUCGGAGUCAUCGCCGUCAAGGACGGCCUCGAGGACUUCCGGCGCUAUGCCAUGGACCGCGUCGUCAACAACGCCGGCACCGCCGUCUACGAGCGGUGCGCCGGCACGUUCACGGAGCGCGCGUGGAAGUCGGUGCGCGUGGGCCACCUCGUCCGCCUGCGCUGCAACGAGGCGGUGCCGGCCGACGUGCUGCUGCUGGCGUCCAGCGACGCCGCGGGGAUCUGCCACCUGGAGACGGCCACGCUGGACGGGGAGAGCAGCCUGAAGCAGCGCCACGUCGCACGCGGCCUGCAGACCGCGGGCCGCCCGUUUGACCCGCGCUCCUUCACCAGCAGCGUGGAGUGCGAGAGCCCCACCAACGACCUGGAGCGAUUCCGUGGCUUCAUGAUCCACGCGAGUGGCCGCAAGGUUGGGCUGAACAAGGAAAACUUGCUGCUGCGGGGCUGCACGUUGCGCAACACGGAGGAGGCCGUGGGCAUGGUCAUCUAUGCCGGUCACGAGACGAAGGCGAUGCUGAACAACAACGGGCCGCGGUACAAGCGCAGCAAGCUGGAGCAGCGCAUGAACACCGACGUCAUGUGGUGUGUGCUGCUGCUCCUCGCCAUGUGCCUGCUCGUCGCGUGCGGGCACAGCGUUUGGCUGGCGACCUACGGAGACGUCCGCCCCCCCUUUGACGUCCCCGACCGCCAAGGGGAUCACCUGCCCCCCCCCCUCGCCGGCUUCUACAUGUUCUGGACCAUGAUCAUCGUCCUGCAGGUGAUGAUCCCGAUCUCGCUGUACGUGUCCAUGGAGAUCGUGAAGCUGGGCCAGGUUUACUUCAUCCACCGCGACGUGGCGCUGUACGACGAGCGCAGCGACUCGCGGCUGCAGUGCCGCGCGUUCAACAUCACCGAGGACCUGGGCCAGGUGCAGCACCUGUUCACCGACAAGACCGGCACGCUCACCGACAACAAGAUGGUGUUCCGGCGCUGCGCCGUCGCCGGCACCGAGUACCCGCACCGGGAGAACGCUCUGCGGAUCGCCACGCGCCACGACUCCGACUCCUCCGACUCGGAGGAGGCGGAGGAGCGCGGGGACGGCGGCGGUGCCGACGGCACGGCGCCGGGCGCCGGGCAGCGCGUGCGCCGGACUCGCAGCUCCCGACUGGCGCCGGCGUCGUCGUCCAGCCUCACCCGGCACGAGCGGUCGACGCACGCGGCGUUCAGCAGCCCGCUGGAGAAGGAGGUGACCCCUGACCCGCGGCUGCUGGCGAGGGUCGAGUGCGGCGUGGCGGCCGUCGUCUCGGCGGCGCCCGCGGCGGCGCCGGAGGGGGCGGGGGCCGCCGCCGCCCCUCCCCCGGAGGGCGGCGACGCCGCCGUCGACUUCUUCAUCACGCUGGCGCUGUGCAACACCGUGCUGGUGUCGUCUCGCGGCGGCCCACCCCGCGAGGCCGGCGUCGCCACCGAGCAGCGGUUUUCGCUGCGGAAGAUCGAGGUGCUGCUCAGGAAGCUCAAGAAGCGGGAGGGCGGCUCGUCCGGAGCGGACUCCGCCCAGGGUCAGAGUUCAACUCCGCCGGCACUUGCCGGGGAGGCCGCUCCGGAAGGAGGCCUUGACGCGGACCGCGGCAACGCAAACGCCGCGCCGGCCGCGCCCGAGCGGCGCUCUCCCACGCGGGAAGCCGCCGCCGCGGAACGCUCCGGGCGCGCCGCCCGGCCCGAACAAGGCGGCGACGAAACCGCGGCGACCGCCGAUUCGGAGACGGCGGCGGCGCGACCGGGCGGCGGCGCGGCCCGGACCGCGAAAUCCGGAGAGCCGCGGUCCGCGGACGACGACGGCGACGACGGCGACGACGGCGGAGACGACGACGCGACGGACCUGGAGUACCGGGCGGAGAGCCCUGACGAGGCGGCGCUGGUGUACGCGGCGCGAGCCUACGGCUUCACCCUCGUGGCGCGCCGCCCCAGGAGCGCCACGCUGCUGCUCACGCGGUCGCCGGCGGGGGGAGAUGCGGAAACCCUCGCGGGAGGUGGAGUUGGAGGAGGUGGAGUUGGAGGAGGUGAAGUUGGAGGAGGUGGAGUUGGAGGAGUUGGAGGAGGUGGAGUUGGAGCAGGAGGGGGGGGAUGUACGCUGACCUUCGAGGUGCUGCACGUGCUCGGCUUCGACUCGCUGCGCAAGCGCAUGUCGGUGGUGGUGCGGCACCCCCUCACCGGGGCCGUGGCGCUCUACGCCAAGGGCGCCGACUCGGCCAUCCUGCCCACGCUGCGGCCCCUGUCCCGCGACUCGAGGCUGGACAAGCAGCAGCAGAAGAUCCGAGAGAAGACGGAGUUCUACCUCAACUCGUACGCCCGCGACGGCCUGAGGACCCUGUGCAUCGCCAAGAGGGCGCUGAGCGAGGAGGCGUACGCCGAGUGGCGGAGCGGCCACAUGGAGGCCGAGGCGGCCAUCGAGAGCCGCGAGCUGCUGCUGCAGCAGUCGGCGCUGAGGAUCGAGACGGAGCUGGAGCUGCUGGGAGCGACGGGCGUGGAGGACCGUCUGCAGGAGGGCGUGCCGGACACGGUGUCGGCGCUGCGUGCCGCCGGGCUGCACGUGUGGGUGCUCACGGGCGACAAGCGCGAGACGGCGGUGAACGUGGCGACGGCGUGCCGCCUCGUGUGGCCCGGCGACGUCGUCUGCACCGUCAACGCCACAUCCACGAGCGGCUGUGCCGAGCAGAUCGAGCGGCUGCUCCGGAACGUGCCGGAGGCCACCACCGCCGACGGAGGCGUCUCCCGCACCACCGCCCCGGUUGAAGCGUCGUCGGACUUUCACCACUACCAGCAGCAGGGCCGCCGGUGCUGCCUGGUGGUGGAGGGCCCGGCGCUGGCGCUGGUGAUGGAUGACGCGGCGCUGCAGGGCCGCUUCCUGGCGGCGGCGAGCGCCAGCGCCGUGGUGAUCUGCUGCCGUGCCACGCCGCUGCAGAAGGGCCAGAUCGUGCAGCUGGUGCGCGACCGGCUGCACGUGCGCACGCUCGCCAUCGGCGACGGAGCAAACGACGUGAGCAUGAUCCAGGUGGCCGACGUGGGGAUCGGCAUCUCGGGGCAGGAGGGGAUGCAGGCCGUGAUGUCGAGUGACUUUGCCAUCGCGCGCUUCUCCCACCUGCGGCGGCUGCUGCUGGUGCACGGCCACUGGUGCUACACACGGCUCGCCAACAUGGUGCUCUACUUCUUCUACAAGAACGCCGCGUUUGUGUUUCUCCUCUUCUGGUACCAGUUUGUGUGCGGCUUCUCCGGCAACUCCAUGAUGGACCAGUGGCAGCUGGUCCUCUUCAACCUGCUCUUCACGUCGGCGCCGCCGCUGGUGGCGGGCCUGCUGGACCGCGACGUGCCGGCAGCCGCGCUGCUCGCCCGGCCGCACCUCUACCGCGCCGGCCAGGACUCGGCGGAGUACUCGCCACGCUUGUUCUGGCUCACCAUGCUGGACGCCGCCUACCAGAGCGCCGUCUGCUUCCUGCUGCCCUACUACGCGUACGCCGACUCUGAUGCAGGGGUGUUCACGUGGGGCACCCCCAUCACCACCAUCGCCCUCUUCACCAUCCUCGGACACCUCGCAAUCGAGACCAAGACAUGGACGGUGUUCCACUGGCUGGUGACGCUGGGCAGCGUGCUGCUCUACGCCGGCUUCUCGCUGGCGUGCGGCGCUCUGUGCGUGCGCUGCAGCCCCCCCGCCAACCCGCUGGGCAUCGCGCAGCGCACGCUGCUGGAGCCGCGAGCCCACCUGGUGGCAAUCAUCACGCCCGUCACAGCGCUGCUGCCCAGGUUCCUGUACCGCGCCCUGCAGGGGACCGUCUUCCCGACGCCGGCCCAGCUGGCCCGUCAGCAGCGCCCCCCCGGCCUGGCGGCUCGUCUCCCCGACGACUCCCAGCGCAGCACCGCGUCGGAGACGCCGCUCCUGGCGCCCGACGGGCCCCGGGAAGCGCCGUCCGUCGAGCUCGAGCGUUCGCUCUCCUCCUCCGAGGUCACCGUCAGCGGCACGGCGGACGGGCGGAGCUCGCGGAACAGCAUCAUCUGACGAGCGCGGUUCUAUUUUUAUUUUAUUUUCUUUUUCUUCCCGAACAAAGUUCACGCCGGUCGCCUGUCGGCGUCCCGGGAGAUUCGUUCGGGGGGAAAAAAAACUCUGGCAGCGCGGCAGCAACCCCCCCAACCCCCCCCGCCCCAUCCCCCAACCCCCCCCCCCCGUCCCCUUCUUCCGUAGUUGAGCGGUGGCCGUAGAAGCGGACGUCGAGGAGCUACGGCUGAGAUCCCCCCUCCCCCACACGCAUGGUGGGUGCGGUGGAGUGACGCGCCACGCUCCGCUCGCUCGGCCGUAGCGCCGGAAUCCGUCGUGUGAUGGUCAAACCGGCGCGGCUUUUAAUCCCCUCUGAGCUGGAAUUUAACCAAAUCAAGCGCAGCACCGAAUUUCAUGACAGGGCUGAGAUAACGUGCAUGACUGCAUUGAGAACUCGGUUCACGCGAGUCUGUGGGUCUCUGUGUGAGUCUGUGGGUCUCUGUGUGAGUCUGUGGGUCUCUGUGUGAGUCUGUGGGUCUCUGUGUGAGUCUGUGGGUCUCUGUGUGAGUCUGUGGGUC